This is a messenger RNA of Trichoderma atroviride IMI 206040, 978 nucleotides long. Lineage: Eukaryota; Fungi; Ascomycota; Sordariomycetes; Hypocreales; Hypocreaceae. The record is from RefSeq and is a predicted model, not a curated record.
AUGUCUGUCUUUCGGCAAGCAGUUACAUUCCUGACACUAGGAUCUCAGGUCUAUGCGUUUUCGUUGCAAACUACAUAUGACUCGAGUAACUUUCUAAAUAAGUUCAAUUUUCGCGAUGUGCGCGACCCAACGGACGGAUCGGUCAAUUAUCUGAGCAAGGCUGAUGCUUUAUCGUCUGGAAUCGUGAACACAAACAACAACCAAGUUUAUCUUGGCGUAGACUUCACCAACAAGGCACAGCUUAUUAAAGAUAGCACAACCGUUCAUGGCCGAAAUAGUGUGCGUUUGGAGUCUGUUGACACCUGGAGCUCAGGUAUCAUGAUAGCAGAUAUCGCGCACAUGCCAGGAACGGCGUGUGGUGUCUGGCCGGCAUUCUGGGCAUACAACUUUGACGAAAAUCCCGUCGGAGAGAUUGACAUUAUUGAGAAUAUCAACAAUCCGACUCAGAAUAUUGUUUCUCUACACACCUGUGGCCAGUGUACUUUCACCAACAUUGGUGGCACGGAGGGAAGAUCUAAUUGUAACAACGGGGGGACGAUAUCGCAACAAUGCGAAGACGGAACAAACUUUGACGGAUGUGGUAAUACGAUGACCAAAGGUUCCUACGGACCUACAUUUAACUCAGCUGGAGGCGGCGUUUAUGCUACAUGGCUGGCGAGUGAUGCUCUUAAGCUGUACUGGUGGAAGAGAAGCGAUAUCCCCGCGGACAUUACCAGUGGUAACCCUGAUCCUACUAAAUGGGGCACCCCUGCUUCACAAUUUACCAGCGGCAGCAAUUGCAACAUUGGGAAAUACUUCAAAGAUUUAACGAUUAUCAUCAACACCGAUUUCUGCGGCGCCAGUAUAGACCAGGGCACCUGGGACUCCGGUUGCUCACAGUCUACUGGCGCGAGUACCUGCGACGAUUACAUUACUAAUAAUCCCCAAGCGUUCAACGAUUCCUACUGGUUGUUCAACUCCAUCAAGAUCUAUAACUAA